Messenger RNA from Heterocephalus glaber (naked mole-rat), 3938 nucleotides. Lineage: Eukaryota; Metazoa; Chordata; Mammalia; Rodentia; Bathyergidae. The record is from RefSeq and is a predicted model, not a curated record.
CGCCCCACGCGCCGUGGCCGUUUGAAGUGACUAAUUUCUGUCAUAUGACUGAGGCGCCCAUGGGGGUGGCGGGGUGACUGUAGGAGUGGAGACCUAGCGAGCUCCUAGCCGAGCGACCCCGGCCUGGCCCUGGGCAGCAUGGCCCCUACGCUGUUCCAGAAGCUUUUCAGCAAAAGGAGCGGGCUGGGCGCGCCCGGCCGAGACGCCCGAGACCCGGAUUGCGCAUUCAGUUGGCCUUUGUCAGAGUUUGAUCCAAGCCAGAUUCGACUGAUUGUGUAUCAAGACUGUGAAAGGCGAGGGAGAAAUGUCUUGUUUGACUCCAGUGUUAAGAGAAAAAAUGAGGAUACAUCAGUAUCGAAACUCUGUAGUGAUGCUCAAGUUAAAGUCUUUGGGAAAUGCUGCCAGCUGAAACCUGGAGGAGAUAGUUCUUCAUCUCUGGAUAGUUCUAUCACUUUAUCUUCUGAUGUAAAAGACCAGUGUCCUAAGUACCAGGGUUCUCGGUGCUCUUCUGAUGCCAAUAUGCUUGGAGAGAUGAUGUUUGGCUCAGUAGCAAUGAGCUACAAAGGAUCCACCUUAAAAAUUCAUCAGAUCCGUUCCCCUCCACAGCUCAUGCUCAGCAAAGUCUUUACUGCACGGACUGGCAGCAGUAUCUGUGGAAGCCUUAAUACACUGCAAGACAGUCUUGAAUUCAUCAACCAGGACAACAAUACAUUAAAGGCUGAUAAUAACACAGUUAUUAAUGGACUGCUUGGAAAUAUAGGUCUUUCACAGUUCUGCAGCCCCAGGCGGGCAUUCUCUGAGCAGGGUCCGCUCCGCCUGAUCAGGAGCGCCUCUUUCUUUGCAGUUCACAGCAACCCAAUGGACAUGCCUGGAAGAGAAUUGAAUGAGGAUAGAGACAGUGGCAUAGCACGUUCUGCAUCUCUCAGCAGCUUGCUGAUCACCCCGUUUCCUUCCCCAAACUCUUCACUCACCCGAAGUUGCGCCAGCAGUUACCAGCGACGUUGGCGACGCAGCCAAACAACAAGUUUGGAAAAUGGAGUAUUUCCUAGAUGGUCUAUUGAAGAAAGCUUCAAUCUGUCAGAUGAAAGCUGUGGCCCUAACCCAGGAAUUGUGAGAAAAAAGAAGAUUGCAAUUGGAGUAAUCUUUUCAUUAUCCAAAGAUGAAGAUGAAAAUAACAAAUUUAAUGAAUUCUUUUUUUCACAUUUUCCUCUUUUUGAAAGCCAUGUGAACAAAUUAAAAAGUGCAAUAGAACAGGCUAUGAAAAUGAGCCGGAGAUCAGCAGAUGCCAGUCAGAGGAGUUUGGCAUAUAAUCGAAUAGUUGAUGCCCUAAAUGAAUUCAGAACAACAAUUUGUAAUCUUUACACAAUGCCACGAAUUGGAGAGCCUGUCUGGCUUACGAUGAUGUCAGGGACUCCAGAAAAGAAUCAGCUCUGCCAUCGUUUCAUGAAGGAGUUUACUUUUCUAAUGGAAAAUGCUUCCAAAAAUCAAUUCCUGCCAGCUCUCAUUACUGCAGUUUUGACCAAUCAUCUUGCCUGGGUUCCAACUGUCAUGCCAAAUGGACAGCCACCUAUAAAAAUAUUUUUAGAAAAACAUUCCUCUCAGAGUGUGGACAUGUUGGCAAAGACUCAUCCAUAUAACCCACUUUGGGCACAACUGGGAGAUCUGUAUGGCGCUAUUGGCUCUCCUGUACGGUUAGCAAGGACUGUGGUGGUUGGCAAACGACAAGAUAUGGUCCAUAGGCUGCUUUAUUUUCUUACUUAUUUCAUAAGAUGCUCUGAACUUCAAGAAACUCAUCUUUUAGAAAAUGGAGAAGAUGAAGCCAUUGUUAUGCCAGGCACAGUGAUUACAACCACUUUAGAGAAAGGUGAAAUUGAGGAAUCAGAGUAUGUCCUUAUCACAAUGCAUAGAAACAAAAGCAGUUUGCUCUUCAAGGAAUCUGAAGAGACAAAAACUCCUCAUUGUAACUGUAAAUACUGCAUUCAUCCACUCCUUGGGCAGAAUACAGAGAAUGUGUCCCAACAAGAGAAAGAAGAUACUCAAAAUAAUUCUAAGGAGUCACUAGGAAUUUCAGAUGAAUGCUGAAUGAUUUCUCCUGACUGCCAAGAAGAAAAUGCUGUUGAUGUUAAACAGUAUAAAUUAAGAGCUUGUCUUGACACCAAGUUAGAAACUGUUGUUUGCACAGGAUCUGCUCCAGCAGACAAACGUAUAUUGUCAGAGAAAGGCUCAGAGCCAACAGAGGAAACAUGGCAGGGUAAGGAAUUGCUGGAUUCGGAUAACCACCCAGGCAAAGCAAUGAGAGCCACAGGAAUAGUUGUGGAGAAAAAACCUCCUGAUAAGACUAUGCCUGCUGCGUUUUCUUAUGAUAUAACCCAGACAAAGGUUACUUUCCUCAUUGGAGAUUCUAUGUCACCUGAUUCAGAUACUGAACUAAGGAGUCAGGCAGUGGUGGAUCAGAUAACCAGGCAUCACACCAAACCAUUAAAGGAAGACAGAGGGCCUGUUGAUAAGCAUCAAGAAACUAAACAAACAACUAAGGACCAAUCUGGAGAGUCUGACAUACAGAACAUGGUUUCUGGAGAGCCUGGUGAACUUACUUGUUGGAGUCAUUCGGACCCAGAGAGCAUGAGCUUAUUUGAUGAAUAUUUUAAUGAUGAUUCAAUUGAAACAAGGACUAUUGAUGAUGUUCCAGUUAAAACAAGUACAGACAGUAAAGAACACUGCUCUAUGUUAGAAUUUUCAAAAAGAUUGUGUACAAAAACUAACAAACAGAACAAUGAAUUUUGUAAAUGUAUAGAAACCAUUCAUCAAGAUUCAUGUAAAACCUGCUUUCCUCAGCAAGACCAAAGAGAUACAUACUCCAUUCUUGUCCCCCAUGGGGACAAAGAUAGUGCAGAGAAAAAAAAUGCUGUGGGAACAGAAUGGGACAUUCCAAGAAAUGAAAGUUCAGAUAGUGCCCUUGGGGAUAGUGAAAGUGAAGAUACAGGUCAUGAUAUAACGAGACAAGUCAGCAGUUACUAUGGAGGAGAGCAAGAAGACUGGGCAGAAGAGGAUGAGAUACCUUUUCCUGGAUCAAAGUUAAUUGAAGUGAGUGCUGUUCAGCCCAACAUUGCCAAUUUUGGGAGGUCCUUGCUGGGUGGCUACUGCUCAUCGUACGUGCCUGACUUUGUUCUUCAAGGAAUUGGGAGUGAUGAGAGACUCCGCCAGUGUCUGGUAUCAGAUUUGUCUCAUGCCGUGCAGCAUCCAGUUUUGGAUGAACCAAUAGCAGAAGCUGUCUGUAUUAUAGCUGAUAUGGAUAAAUGGACUGUCCAAGUGGCUAGCAGCCAGAGACGAGUGACAGAUAAUAAGCUGGGAAAAGAAGUGUUGGUGUCCAGUCUUGUUUCCAACCUGCUUCAUUCCACUCUUCAGCUUUAUAAGCAUAACUUGUCUCCAAAUUUUUGUGUAAUGCACCUUGAAGACCGGUUGCAGGAGCUGUACUUCAAGAGCAAAAUGCUGUCUGAGUACCUGAGGGGUCAGAUGCGUGUUCAUGUCAAGGAGCUGGGAGUGGUUCUUGGGAUUGAAUCCAGUGAUCUUCCUCUUCUGGCUGCUGUAGCAAGCACUCAUUCUCCAUAUGUGGCUCAGAUACUCCUGUAACAUGCCUAAAGGUUAUAAUUUUGAGUUUGAAAAUAUUAAGUGCAAUAAACAUACUAGCACAGAUUUCAUUUUGUUGCAGUUGGCAUACACACUGAGGAUUACUAAAAAAAAAAUGAUUUUAUGUAUUGCCUACUCCUGGUAGAUGUCUUAUGAGAAUAUUUGCUUUCUCUAAGUUAUUUAGAUGGUGGAUAUAUAAAAUGUACAUAUUUGUUCUUUGUUCUGAAUACAUUUCUCAAAUGUACACCUGUAUUAUAAUAACCUCCCAGUUCUAGGGGAAAUUUGUGCAAUAAACACACAUGUCAAUUUGA